This is a messenger RNA of Trichechus manatus latirostris (Florida manatee), 4058 nucleotides long. It is a transcript of the gene CPSF2, whose product is annotated as cleavage and polyadenylation specific factor 2. Gene Ontology annotation, molecular function: RNA binding. NCBI's taxonomy places the organism in Eukaryota, Metazoa, Chordata, Mammalia, Sirenia, Trichechidae. The record is from RefSeq and is a predicted model, not a curated record. The coding region runs from base 262 to 2610 and encodes 782 amino acids. The transcript is spliced from 17 exons. Gene Ontology annotation, cellular component: mRNA cleavage and polyadenylation specificity factor complex. Gene Ontology annotation, biological process: mRNA 3'-end processing by stem-loop binding and cleavage.
GCCUCUGCCGUUCCUCUCCAGUUUCAAGAUGGCGGCCGCCACUGAGAGGCUUCUGUAGGCCGAUCGUUACAGUUGCUUUUGAGCGAGUACCAGCUUUUCUCGCUCUCGAACCUGGAUUCGACUAGGGGUUGGGAAGGGCAGUGGACGGCGUUGGGGGAGGACUGACGAGAUUUAUAAAGAACUCCUCUGAAUUCAUGGUGUUUCAUCAUAUAUACUACUGAUACAUCAAACCUUUUAGAUUGUUGUUAUUGGACCAAAAAAAUGACAUCUAUUAUCAAAUUAACUACCCUCUCUGGGGUCCAAGAAGAGUCUGCUCUUUGCUAUCUUCUCCAGGUUGAUGAGUUUAGAUUUUUAUUGGACUGUGGCUGGGAUGAGCACUUUUCUAUGGAUAUUAUAGAUUCCCUGAGGAAGCAUGUUCACCAGAUUGAUGCUGUGCUAUUGUCUCACCCUGAUCCUCUCCAUCUUGGUGCGCUCCCGUAUGCUGUUGGAAAGUUGGGUCUGAAUUGUGCUAUCUAUGCAACCAUUCCUGUUUAUAAAAUGGGGCAGAUGUUCAUGUAUGAUCUUUAUCAGUCUCGACACAAUACAGAAGAUUUCACACUCUUCACAUUAGAUGAUGUUGACGCAGCCUUUGAUAAAAUACAGCAGCUAAAAUUCUCUCAGAUUGUAAAUUUGAAAGGCAAAGGACAUGGCUUGUCUAUCACACCUCUGCCAGCUGGUCAUAUGAUAGGUGGAACGAUAUGGAAAAUAGUCAAAGAUGGAGAAGAAGAAAUUGUUUAUGCAGUUGACUUCAAUCACAAGAGGGAGAUCCACUUAAAUGGAUGUUCCCUGGAAAUGCUAAGCAGACCCUCUCUACUUAUCACAGAUUCGUUUAACGCUACUUACGUGCAGCCUAGGCGAAAACAGAGAGAUGAGCAACUUCUGACAAACGUCCUGGAAACACUUCGAGGUGAUGGAAAUGUAUUAAUAGCAGUGGACACUGCAGGCAGAGUUUUGGAACUUGCUCAACUUCUUGAUCAGAUUUGGAGAACUAAAGAUGCAGGAUUGGGUGUUUACUCAUUGGCACUCCUAAAUAACGUCAGCUAUAAUGUGGUGGAGUUUUCGAAGUCCCAGGUAGAAUGGAUGAGUGAUAAAUUGAUGAGGUGUUUUGAAGACAAAAGAAACAAUCCAUUCCAGUUUCGCCAUCUCUCUUUAUGUCAUGGUCUUUCUGACUUGGCUCGAGUACCUAGCCCCAAAGUUGUCCUUGCCAGCCAACCUGACCUGGAAUGUGGAUUUUCAAGGGACCUCUUUAUUCAGUGGUGUCAGGACCCUAAAAACUCAAUCAUUCUAACUUACAGAACUACUCCUGGGACUUUAGCACGUUUCCUAAUUGAUAACCCUUCUGAAAAAGUUACAGAAAUAGAGUUGCGGAAACGUGUGAAACUUGAAGGGAAGGAACUUGAGGAAUACUUGGAAAAAGAGAAGCUAAAGAAAGAGGCUGCUAAAAAACUUGAACAGUCAAAAGAGGCAGAUAUAGAUUCCAGUGAUGAGAGCGAUGUCGAGGAAGAUAUUGACCAGCCCUCGGCUCAUAAGACUAAGCAUGACCUGAUGAUGAAAGGUGAAGGGAGUCGGAAAGGAAGUUUCUUCAAACAGGCUAAAAAGUCUUAUCCUAUGUUUCCUGCCCCAGAAGAAAGAAUUAAGUGGGAUGAAUAUGGAGAGAUUAUUAAACCAGAGGAUUUCUUAGUGCCAGAACUUCAAGCUACUGAAGAAGAAAAAAGCAAAUUAGAGUCUGGCUUGACAAAUGGAGAUGAACCCAUGGAUCAGGAUUUAUCUGAUGUUCCUACUAAGUGUAUUUCUACGACAGAGUCCAUUGAAAUAAAAGCCAGGGUUACCUACAUAGACUAUGAAGGACGCUCUGAUGGGGAUUCCAUUAAAAAAAUCAUAAAUCAGAUGAGACCACGACAGCUGAUCAUUGUCCACGGACCUCCAGAAGCCAGUCAAGAUCUUGCCGAGUGCUGCCGUGCAUUCGGUGGGAAGGAUAUUAAAGUGUAUAUGCCAAAGCUACAUGAAACAGUUGAUGCCACUAGUGAAACUCACAUCUACCAGGUGAGAUUAAAAGACUCACUUGUCAGCUCCCUUCAGUUUUGUAAGGCAAAAGAUGCUGAAUUAGCUUGGAUAGAUGGUGUCCUAGACAUGAGAGUCUCCAAAGUGGACACAGGAGUUAUUUUAGAAGAAGGAGAAUUGAAGGAUGAUGGAGAAGACUCAGAAAUGCAAGUGGAUGCUUCUUCAGAUUCUAGCACUAUAGCACAGCAAAAGGCCAUGAAGAGUCUGUUUGGAGAUGAUGAGAAAGAGACAGGUGAAGAAAGUGAGAUCAUUCCUACUUUGGAACCUUUGCCGCCUCAUGAGGUUCCUGGACAUCAGUCAGUUUUUAUGAACGAACCGAGACUAUCAGACUUCAAACAAGUUCUUUUACGGGAGGGGAUUCAAGCUGAAUUUGUAGGAGGUGUUCUUGUUUGCAACAAUCAAGUAGCAGUCCGUAGAACGGAAACUGGACGCAUUGGAUUAGAAGGCUGCCUUUGUCAAGAUUUUUAUAGGAUAAGAGACCUUUUAUACGAACAGUAUGCCAUUGUAUAAAGGACAUGAUGUCAAAAAGCUUGCUCUCUCCUACCCAGAUAGUGGUUGGAUUUUACACACAUUACUACAAAAUGAUACUGAAGUUGGAUAAGGUCAUUCUACCUGUGCUGAUGUCUUUCUUGUGGCUAGCAGCCUUGAUAUAGUAUAACUGUUUGUGUUCAAAAAUAAAAACUGAAUGUAUGCAAUUUACAUUGAACUUAAGAAAUGAAAAUCAUGUUGCCCUGUUGUAAUCUGCUGAUGCUUUUUAAAGAAGUAGCUUAAUCAUGGCAGACCUUGAUGUUUAUUUCUUAAGUAUUUAAGCCCUCCUCUUUACACUUAGCAUUUUUAGGAGAAUCAGUCUUCUUAUUUAACAUAUAAUAGAACUAUGGAUAGUACAACCCAGUGAUACCACACUGAAAUUAAUAUUUCAUUCUAUUUUAAAUUCUUAGAAAGCCUCUGUUGUGGAUUAUAGUUGCUAACACAGUUUACAACCUUCUGAUACUGAAAACCAGAUAUGCGGAACAAUGUUAUAGAAGAUGCAUAUUCAGAGUGUGUUUUCUUUUUAGAGCUUUGAAAAUUUUUCAUUUACACUCAUUACUGUAUUAGAGUAAGCCUAGAGUCCUAUUUAUAUUCCAGGGGAAAGAAAACCUGCCUUUGUUUCAUGGUUUAAAGCUUCUGGUUAUUACAUAUUACAUUGUAGUACUGUUACUGAACAUUUGUUUCUUGCUAGCCUUUUUAUUGUCCUGUGAGCAGAAAUUAAAUUUUAAAGUACUGCUUGAAGAUAGCUAACUAAUGUUAUUACAAGAGCAAUACUUUUACCUGUUUCUAGAUGGCAGUAUUACUAAAAUUUCUAAAAUGAAGACAUUUGUUUUAACCUCAGUUAGUUACGAAAAGUAUAAACUUAAAAAAGGACUAUUCGAUAGAUCAUGAACUUAGAGGAACUUUCAGAUCUUUAUUGUUUAAAAGCAAGAAUAAAUACAAGUGGACUAUCCGCUGGUACCUAUAAAUAAUGUGGUUAAAAAGUUUUAUUGUAUUUGUUGCAGUGGAUUAUAAAUGUCAAACGUCAUUGCAAAGAGGAUUUCUGUUUUCAUCAACCAGUAGAUGGCUUGAAAAAGAAGUAAGGAAAUCAAUUUCCUAAGGAAAGCCAUUCACUUUUUUUUUUUAAUUGAGAUAUAAUUCAUCUACCAUAAAAAAUUUCCCUUUUAAAGUAUACAAUCCCGUGGUUUUUUUGUAUACUCACAGAGUUAUGCAACCAUCACCGUUAUCUAAUUCCAGAACAUUUUCAUCAGCCCAAAAAGAAACCCUGCAUUCGUUAGCAAUCCUCUCCCCGUAGCCCCUGACAGCCAUUCAUCUUAUUUUAGAUUGCCUAUUCUGGGCACUUCAUAUAAACAGAACCAAUCAAUGUGUGGCCUUUUGUGUCUUUCACUUAGCAUAAUGCUUUCAAGGUUCAUCCAUGUUGUAGCGUAAAU